CAGGAAAUGAAAGCUAGGCAGGCUAUAUAAACCCGGUCAUCAACUCUUAUACACUACAAUCAAAUCAUGGGGCUGUUAACUUUUGCUUUAGCUGGUGCUGGAGCAGCUGGAGCUGUCGUCGCUGCUCCUGUUGUUCUGGCCGCUGUAGGGUUCACCUCCGCCGGGAUCGUUGCAGGUUCCUAUGCUGCCGGCAUGAUGUCAGCAGCGGCAGUGGCUAACGGGGGAGCAGUGGCAGCCGGAACUACAGUGGCUGUUUUGCAGGCAGCAGGUGCAGCCGGUCUGCCAGCAGUUGCCUCUGCAGGUGCGGCUGGCGUCGGAGCAACCGUUGCAUGGGUAACUGCAGCCCUCGUCUGAGAAAUCAUGAAGGAACAGGAUGAAUAUGUGUACUUUGCCAAAUGAAGGAGGAAACUACAAUUGACAGCACUUUCACUUGCUAAACAGCACUUGUGUCAUCUCAUACAAAAUGUUUUGUUCAAUAAAUCGGUAUUCUAUUAAACAUAC
Notothenia coriiceps (black rockcod) is the source of this 501-nucleotide messenger RNA. RefSeq names its product interferon alpha-inducible protein 27-like protein 2A. Gene Ontology annotation, cellular component: mitochondrial membrane. The record is from RefSeq and is a predicted model, not a curated record. Bases 67 to 354 code for a protein of 95 amino acids. NCBI's taxonomy places the organism in Eukaryota, Metazoa, Chordata, Actinopteri, Perciformes, Nototheniidae. The transcript is spliced from 4 exons. Gene Ontology annotation, biological process: intrinsic apoptotic signaling pathway; release of cytochrome c from mitochondria.